AUGGCCAUGAGUUGCAUGCAACCCCUGAGCUCACAUUCUCGGGUGGUGCCGCUGCCGCCCUGUGCGCGCUGCGGGCGCUGCGAAGUUCACCGAGUCUGGUCAGGCACGUCGGGGUCUGAUGGCCAUGUCGUGGCGGCUGCCACUGCCACCCUUGCAUCUGCAGUCGCCGUCGAGCGCUGUCGGUCACCCCUUCGUCGCAACAACGUGCAAAUACGAGGAGGACUCCGUGCUGAGCGGCGCAGCUCACAGCCAAAGGGCGCGUCCAGGGCGCGCAGGUCACAAGAGUAUCUCGCAUGUCUCUACGCGCACCUGCAGAAGCUCAGCCGGGCAGAGCUUCAGUUCCGCGGGAUCCAUACGGACUGGGUCGCCAACCUUCGUGGCCUGUGGUCUUCCAACCUUCUUCGUCGAAUUCUGAGCCCCGUGCUUUGCACCACUGGGGUGGCGAUCAUGGUCUGCUUGGCUCACGGAUACCUGAUUCCGAAGGGAAAGUUCUGGCACGCCAGCACCACCGGCCAUGCGCUUUUGGUCUCUGCUCUGGGUCUCCUGCUUGUUUUCCGGACGAACACUGCCUACUCGCGUUUCUGGGAGGGCCGUCAGAUUUGGCAGCGGAUCUUGGACUUGGGAAGGGACGUGUCGCGGUAUGCCAUCCUCUUUCGCACGGAGAUGGGGCCAAAAACUUCAGCUCACGUGUGCCGAUUGGUGCAAGCAUUCCCAUACUGCAUGAUCGAGCAUCUGCGUGGCAAAAAGGACCGGGUCAUGCGCUCCAAGUUGGAACGCCUGAUCGGUGCCAAGGGUGAGCUGGCAAGUAACGUCCAACAUGACUACACCCUGCCCAUGUGCUCCAACAGACCUCUCUUCAUCGUCAACCAGUUGGCUCAUGCCGUCCGGUCCGUGCCGAAUGGCGAGGGCCCACAGGCCAUGUACACCAAUCGUGAGCGGUCGCAGCUCAUGCAAAAUCUGGAGAAGCUCAGCUCAACCAUCGGGGCUUGUGAACGCCUGGUCCAGACACCGGUCCCUCUGAGCUACGUGCGGCACACAUCGCGUUUUCUGUCCCUGUUCAUGCUCACGCUUCCAUUUGCCUUGGUGGAUGUGCUUGGCCCCUAUACGGUUCCAGUCACAUGUUUUGCUAGCUGGGCCUUAUUUGGAAUCUUCGAGAUCGGUCUUGUCAUCGAGGAUCCCUUCCAGGGUGUGCUCAAAGUGGAUGUGAUUGCCGACACAUUGCAGGUGGGAAACGGGAAACGGCGGGACAAUCUUGCAGACUGCUUGCAGACUGCUUGCCGAAGCGGUGGGGAGCAAAAGAAGGUAGGACGCGAUAUCUUGCUCCGAGAGGUGGACAUCGAAGAAUCCAUUCGGAGCUUGGGAGCGCAGGACCUCCUGGAGGCUGGCGCGCUGGGCGUCAAAGCCCCGAAGAAGACGCGGGAGUCCAGCAGGCCCUUGUGCCGUGUCUGGAACGUGCUGAUGGGCUGUGCAACAUGCUUCUACCUCCACUCAGGCAAGGAGCUUUUCUUUGCUGUUUUCUUCAUUGAUGCCCGGAGUGUUUUGCGGGCGAGCAAGGACCAAGAGCAGCUCGGAAAGCACAAGGCUCGAGAUGUGGCCCAGCAUCCUUGGUCCAGAGUGAAGGACAAAGUGCUCCUUCAAAUCUUCCAGUCCUACGAUGUCAACGGCGACAAGGCUAUUGACAAGGCCGAGAUGGAGAAGGUGCUUGCAGAUACGGCGCCGCAUCUGGAGAUCGACAUCGAGCGCAUAGAGGCUAUCUUCGACGAAGCCGACGUGGACCACGAUGGGCUUCUGACGCAGGCUGAGUGGGUCGAAUGGGCAGAGACUUGCUUCCAGAAAGCGGAGAUUGCCAACCUGGUCUUGCGAAUGCCGUCCUCACCGCUGCUUCCUGCAGACACGCAGGAUGACACAUGGGAUGAGAAAGAUGAAGAGGACGAAGCCGAGCAUGAGCCAGAGACGCCUGCGGAUUUGACCGCGGAGGUGGAGCCCGCUGUCCGCUGGGAGCCGAAGUUGGAGCCCCGUUCGCCCAAUCCGGCACUGGCGGAGUUCCUGCGGAAGAGCGAGCCCAAGCGCAGGGUCGGCGUGAAUGCUUCCUGGAAGUGCGGCACGUCCGAGUGUUUCCUUUACUUGAGAUUACUUGAGAUUCUGGAGGCGUGGCAUCAGUUCACCCCUCGCCCAGGUCAUCUAUUCAAAUAUUUGGAAGCGAACCGUAGAGCUGAUCGGAGGUUCACGGCGCCAGCUGUGAAGGAGGCCGAUGGCAUCCUUCCGGCUGCAAUCCUUGGCCUUCUCAGUCUGUGUGCAAAGUGCUUCAAGAAAUUUCCGGUGGCGUUCCUUUGCAUUUGCAUUGUUGCUGCAGAUGCCUUUGGCAACCCACGGCCUCGGAGAAGCGUCCUGUUCUGCCCCCUCCACCUGCGCCGACUCCCACACCUGUUGUCGGCUGCCGAGUGCAUCAUGCUUGGAUGGCUUCUUUGCUGGGGCCUUGGGCAUGUUCUGAUCUGCAAGGUGGAGCGCCGCAAGGAUGAGGACAGCGACAAGGGCAUGGAGAGGCGUUCGACACCUCCUGCCCCCAUGCAGCCUGCAAUUCCAAAGGCUCCAGCAGCAGAGCGGCCGCGCACCACAAGCGAGGGCAGCGACAAGGAGUUCAUGAAGACCCUGGCGGACAAGCGACGUGCGGAGAAGAAGGAGGAGGAAGAGGAGCGCAGCCGCCAGCAAUUCGCUCGAGCUCAGGAGCACGGUACUGGCUUGUUUUGCAAGUCUGCUCAUGGGUGCAGGUUCAGCUGGCAGGAACUCUGCCUUGGUCUGGCUUACAGCUCUUACCAAGCAAGUCGAAUAGUCGAGCUCUGCUCGAUGGCAAGCAAGCAAAAACUGAAUCCUCGUGCAUCCCAAGUAGUGUCAGAAAGGGUGCCGAAUCAAGGCCUGGAACAACUAUCUAAGUAUAAGCCCGGGGCAGAUGUUGGAAUGUCCGGCAUAUCCAGAGCUGCUCGGCGAUGCGCCAAGGCACCGCGAUAUGAGCAGGAGUGUGGAGAUGUGUGGAGCAUCUUGUUCGAGCCUCUCGGGGGCUCGAGCUGGGUAUCUCCAGCAGUUGUGUCGUAG
Molecule: messenger RNA, 3090 nt
Organism: Symbiodinium natans
Lineage: Eukaryota; Dinophyceae; Suessiales; Symbiodiniaceae
Source: the annotation of a GenBank genome assembly